AUCUAGUGUAACAAGAUGGCGGAGAGUGCGGAACUGAAGCAAAUGGUGAUGAGCCUUCGAGUUUCUGAACUCCAAGUGUUAUUGGGGUAUGCUGGACGCAACAAGCACGGGCGGAAACAUGAACUUUUGACCAAAGCCUUACACCUAAUCAAGGCUGGCUGCAGCCCUGCCGUGCAGAUGAAGAUCAAGGAGCUCUAUAGACGACGCUUCCCUACCAAAAUGGUAUCACCAGUGGACCUAGCUUUGCCCAGUGUCCAUUCCACCUCCAGCUUGCCUGCAGGCCUCACUCAGCUAGGGUUUGAUGGCCACGGUGCCCCCUCGCCCCUGCUGCCUGUGUCUUUACUUGGGCCUAAGCAUGAGCUGGGUCUCCCUCACCUUCCCUCAGCUAUGCACCCUGUACACCCUGACGUCAAGCUCCAGAGAUUACCCUUCUAUGACAUGCUUGAUGAGCUCAUCAAGCCCACCAGCCUGGCCUCAGACAACAGCCAGCGGUUCCAGGAAACGUGUUAUGCCUUUGCAUUAACUCCACAGCAAGUGCAGCAGAUCAGCAGCUCCAUGGAUAUUUCUGGGACCAAAUGUGACUUUGCAGUCCAAGUCCAGUUACGAUUUUGUUUAUCAGAAACAAGCUGUCCCCAAGAGGAUCACUUCCCCCCCAAUUUGUGUGUGAAGGUGAAUAGCAAGCCCUGUAAUCUACCGGGAUAUCUUCCUCCAACCAAAAAUGGAGUUGAACCAAAAAGGCCUAGUCGCCCUAUCAACAUAACUUCUCUGGUUCGAUUGUCCACAACAGUCCCCAACACAAUUGUGGUGUCUUGGACCUCAGAGAUUGGCAGGAGUUUUUCCAUGGCUGUGUAUUUGGUAAGACAGCAGUCUUCUACAGUGUUGCUGCAAAGGCUACGGGGCAAAGGAAUCAGGAAUCCCGACCACUCCAGAGCUCUGAUAAAAGAGAAGUUAACAGCUGAUCCAGAGAGUGAGAUUGCCACAACCAGUCUAAGAGUCUCUCUCCUCUGUCCACUCGGAAAGAUGAGGCUGACAAUCCCUUGUCGAGCGCUGACGUGUUCACACCUUCAGUGCUUUGAUGCCACACUUUACAUCCAAAUGAAUGAGAAGAAGCCCACCUGGGUGUGUCCAGUAUGCGAUAAGAAGGCACCGUAUGAGCACCUUAUAAUUGACGGGUUGUUCAUGGAGAUACUGAACAGCUGUUCCGACUGUGAUGAGAUCCAGUUCAAAGAGGAUGGAAAUUGGUCUCCAAUGAGGUCUAAGAAGGAAGUGCAGGAGGUAUCUGCUUCAUGCAAUGGCUUAGAUUCUGGUUCAUGUCGGACUGAAGUGCCUGAGCAGAAACACGGCUCAUCCAAUGACAACAGCAGAAAAGUGGAUGUGAUUGACCUUACACUGGAAAGCUCCUCGGAUGAAGAAGUGGAUGAUGAGCCACCUCCGAAAAGGGCCUGUCCCUCACUGUCACCUGCAUCGCCACCUCUAAAUAAGGGAGUAUUGAACCUACACAGCCAGGCCUCACCUGUGACCAGAACUCCCAGCAUGCCUCCUAUGGAGACGAGCUACAUUCCCCCUCCACCACCUCUUAUCCAGGACUACCGCCACUAUUACCACACACCGAGUGACCUGCCUGACUUAAACUUCUUCUCCUUCCUCCAAGGCGACAAUCAGCAUUACAAUAUGGUGAUGGCUGCAGCAGCAGCUGCAUCUGCCUCGGCCUCUGAGGACCACGACCUGCUCCUUAACCGCUUCCUGCCCUACAGCUCCUCUCAGAUGUUCCUUGAGCAGCCCAGCACACCAGGGAACAGCACAUUGGCAGCCAUCAAUGGAGGCAGCAACAGUGGCAGCACCAGCAGCUUGGUGUCCUCCAGCAGCCUACGAGACCGAGACAAGGACAGGGAGCGGGACCGAGAAAGGGACAGCCACUCCAUCUCUGGGGUGUCAAGGUCCUCGGCGGAAGCUGCGGCAGCGGCAGCCAUAUAUGGCUCCAUAUCUGAUGUGAUCUCUCUUGACUAGACCCACACAGAACUAAAAAGAAGCGACUGGAGAACAAGAGUUCUUUGUAAAUAAAGAAGAGGAAAAGGAAAGUAUACAAUGCUAUGUACAGAGAUGAAAAUCUAUUUUCAAUUUUACUUAUCGUAUGUAUAUAAACUAAGGACGCUUCUUGUCCAAUGAGUUACUUCAGUUAAUAUUUUUCUGUGAAUACUGAAGAUUUUUUCACACUUCUUCAUGUGGUUCUUUGAUUAUAUUGUACCUUUUGUACUUGGUUUUUACGGUUUUGUUCCAAUAUUUCCAUGUCAAUGGCAUUAUUUCUAAAAAAUGUAAAGUCCAGAGAACCCUAAUAGGUGACACCUAUGAAUUAUAAUAUUUAGGAUGUAAAGAAAAUGGGCAUUUACAUAGAUGUGUAAGUGGUACAACAGGAGAAUGUGUAACACUCUAUUUUCUAAAUGGCACAAUUACUGUCAAAGAUGUUUUGACAGCUGAAGAUCUGGCCAUUUUUUACAUCACUGUAAUUUUUCUUUCUGACGUUCACUCUGUGGUCAUUAUUUUAUUAUUUCAAAGGAAUUAUUUAUGAUGUAAGUUAUGCUGGAUAUUUGCUGUUUAAAAAGCAUUCCCUAUGCCUCUAGGAAAUGUUGCCACUAGAAACGCAAACGCAGAUCCUUCUCUUGUCAUAGUUCUGCACCAUUAUUUUCUAGCUGAAUUCAUCCUUGCUCUUUUUCAGCCAAGUCAAAUAUCAAGAGUAUUUCAUACUUCAGGGUGUACUUAAUAUGCAUAUAAAUUGGACAUUAGUCAGUAUUAUAGGACCAGUAAUUAUCAGUAUGAAUGGGAGUGAAUGGUGUUGGUCAGGCAAGUAACCAUCUGUCACCAAAUUACUUAUUUGAACAUUUUUAUAAUUGCAAAAUUGGAAAUGUGCCCCCCCCCUUUCCUCCCCAGUUGUAAUUGGCCAAUUACCCCACUCUUCCUAGCCGCCCCCAGUCGCUGCUCCACCCCCUCAUCUGAUCCGGGGAGGGCUGCAGACUACCAUAUGCUUCCUCCGAUACAUGUGGAGUCGCCGGCCGCUUCUUUUCGCCUGACAGUGAGGAGUUUCACCAGGGGGACGUAGCACGUGGGAGGAUCACGCUAUUCCCCCCAGUUCCCCUCUCCCUCCUGAACAGGUGCCCCAACCGGCCAGAGGAGGCGCUAGUGCAGCGACCAGGACACAUACCCACAUCCGGCUUCCCACCUGCAGACACGGCCAAUUGUGUCUGUAGGGACGCCCGACCAAGCCGGAGGUAACACGGGGAUUUGAACCGGCGAUCCCCGUGUUGGUAGGCAACGGAAUAGACCGCCAUGCCACCCGGACGCCCGGAAAUGUGUUUUUUAGUUAUUUCACUGCUCAUAUUUAGUCUUAAAGUUCGGGAUUUAGGAGACUACAAUGGUUGACUACCUUGGGAGGCAUCACAUUUUUCACAUUUUGGUUUUUGACAUACUCUCCAAAUUCCAAGACAAGGCUAGUUUCUGGUCCACUUAAUUCUUUAUAUAAGACAUUGUGCUUGUUGUGAGUGCAGAUUGAUAAAUAACAUGCGACAUGAAUAUAAUGUCUUUGUGUCUAGUUUUUGCACUUGCUUUUUGCAUAAAGUAAUUUUGCCCAAUGGUUGGUUCACAGUUAUAGUCUACACUUAAGGCUGCCUUUUUGGUUUUGCAUGCCUGCAGUUCAGAUCUCUGCAGUUCACCUGAAAGCUCACUUGUUUGACUCUGCUAUGCUUUCCCUUUGCAAGGCCGCAAGAGAUGUGGCAUCAUUCUUUUAGUGGCUUUUCUUCGGUCUAAAAGAGAACCUAAAAGAAAAUUGUUACAGCUUUGUUCUUGAGUGUAUUGUGAUGCAUUUUGGCCCUAAAACAUUGAAAUCAUUCAAGUUCUUUUCACCCUUUUUUUCCCUUGAAUUGUGCAUACAGUUAGGAUUAUUUAUUAUCUUAUAUAUUUUUUUGCAUUUGUUUGAUUUGUGCAUAUACACUGCUGUCAUUGUAUGUGAUAUUUCUUUUGUAAUUAUAUAAUUAAUGCUAUUUAAAGAUAUUGUUGCUUGACAUGCAUUGUAACAUCUUUUUUCUGUCAGUUUUAUUCUCAAAUGAUGUCAAUAACACAAUAGAGGCUUUGAUCAUUUUAACUUGCUCCAAGGUCUACUGUGCUGUUUUAAUAUUUGUAUGAAUUAAACAGGUAUAAGAAAGCAU
Molecule: messenger RNA, 4196 nt
Organism: Lampris incognitus (smalleye Pacific opah)
Lineage: Eukaryota; Metazoa; Chordata; Actinopteri; Lampriformes; Lampridae
Gene: pias1b
Product: protein inhibitor of activated STAT, 1b
Exons: 14
Coding region: 16-2007 (663 amino acids)
Biological process (GO): regulation of transcription by RNA polymerase II; protein sumoylation
Molecular function (GO): SUMO ligase activity; zinc ion binding; transcription coregulator activity
Source: RefSeq, a predicted model, not a curated record